AUGGGGAGUAAGCACCCCAUACGCAUUGAUUUAUUCGACGACGAAGUAGAUUCCAUCCGCAGCUUCAACCCCGAAGACCAGCUCACCAUCAAGCAGCUGGAAAAAGGUCGCCGCGAACAUUUACUCGGGCUUUUACGUGACCAUCAAUAUCCCGCCAGCACCAGCAGCGACUGGCAAAACUUCUUAGAAGGCAGCAGCAAACUCAGCGUUACCAUUGCACCGCUAGAAGAUGGCCUCUGGCUAAAGAAUGAUGAGCAACAAGGCGAACUGGCGAUCAUUCCUGAAGGGCUAUUAUUUGGCCAACAAGUCCAGCAAAAACGCCGUCGCCAACGCAAAGCCACCCGUGAUGCUGAAUCCAUUAUCAGCAACCUCACCGACCUUAAUGACGGCUCGCCCGUGGUACAUGAAGAGCACGGUAUUGGGCGUUAUUUGGGUAUGCAAAAGCUCACAACUGACGACAUUGAACAAGAAUACAUUACGCUUGAAUAUGCCAAAGGCGAUAAACUCUACGUCCCCGUUGCCUCCCUACACCUAAUUAGUCGCUACAGUGGCGCGAGUGCCGAAAAAGCGCCCUUACACAAGCUGGGCACCGAUUUAUGGGAUAAAGUUCGUAAAAAAGCCGCACAACGCGCCCAUGAUAUCGCCGCCGAGCUACUCGAAAUCAAUGCACGUCGCGCCGCCUUAAAAGGUCAUGCAUUCGAGAUUGAUGAGAUCGAUUACCUGGCUUUCUCAGAAGCCUUUCCUUUUGAAGAAACCCCCGAUCAGGCACAGGCCAUCGAAACCGUUAAAAAUGAUCUGGCCUCAUCACAACCGAUGGAUCGUGUGGUCUGUGGUGAUGUUGGCUUUGGCAAAACCGAAGUGGCGAUGCGCGCCGCCUUCUUAGCCGCCAACGGAGGCAAACAAGUCGCGAUGAUUGCUCCGACCACCCUACUAGUGCAGCAACACACGCAAAACUUCCGCGACCGCUUUGCGGAUUGGCCAUUUGAAAUAGAAACCCUAUCGCGCUUUCGCACCCCCAAACAAACCAAGAAAACCUUGGUGAAAUUAAAAUGCGGUAGUGUCGACAUCGUUAUCGGUACGCACAAACUAUUGCAAAGCGACAUCAAAUUCAAAGAUCUAGGCUUAGUCAUUAUCGACGAAGAACACCGCUUUGGGGUACGUCACAAAGAACAGCUCAAAAAGCUCCGCGCCAAUGUUGAUAUGCUCACCAUGACCGCCACACCGAUUCCGCGCACCUUGAAUAUGUCGCUAUCGGGCUUGCGCGAUUUAAGCAUCAUCGCCACGCCUCCUGCGCAACGCCAUGCGAUCAAAACCUUCGUCAAAGAAUGGGAUAAAGCGCUGAUACAAGAAGCCUGCGCCCGCGAGCUUUCACGUGGCGGACAGAUUUACGUACUGCACAAUGAAGUCAAAAGCAUUCAGAAAAUGACCGACGAGUUACGCAGCUAUCUACCCAAUGCCGAAGUGCGCUUCGCCCACGGGCAGAUGUCGGAGAAAGAACUCGAAA
Molecule: messenger RNA, 1504 nt
Organism: Priapulus caudatus
Lineage: Eukaryota; Metazoa; Priapulida; Priapulimorpha; Priapulimorphida; Priapulidae
Product: transcription-repair-coupling factor-like
Exons: 2
Biological process (GO): DNA repair
Molecular function (GO): nucleic acid binding; DNA helicase activity; ATP binding
Source: RefSeq, a predicted model, not a curated record